AUUAAAGAUGCCCUUCUUUCAGCUAUUACUUUUAGGUACCGUAACAGUAUUUGUCAUCACAACGACAGAAGUUCCUAGAUUGUGUACUGCGAGUUGUCAAAAUAAGUAGUUGUCACCUUAAGAUAGUCGAUGGGCAUUUACCACAUUUCCGUAUAUAUCAGUCCAUAGACUUACAUAAUUAUUAUGUAACAAUGAAAGGGGGCGUUACCAAAGAAUUCCUCCACAUGAGAGAUAUUAUCUUAGAUGCAACAACAAUUCAGUGGAUGAUGAAAAACAUUUUUUUUAAAUUCUAAUGUAGUCAUGUAACAGAAGAAAGGGUUAUUUUAUAUCAGACAAAUCAUUUAAGAAUUUUGUAAGGACAGUGAUAAAAAAUCUGGCAUUAGUACAAUGAAGAUGAAAAUAUCCUCAUCCACAUUAGUAAGAUGAUUUAGUGGAAUAUGAUACUACAAGUAUUACAUCUCAUUGCAUUGUACACAUUUUCUUUUUCAUGUUUUACACUUGUAAGCUAUUUUGGUCACUUAUAAAUUUGAAUUACGAGAAAAUGGCAGUUGUGGACAGGUCAAUGCUAUCAAAAUCAGGUAUACUGGACUUCCUCAAGAUCUAAAGUAUGCAGGUAAUUAUUGACUAUUAUUGUUAUAAAACACCCCUCUUAGGUACCUGCAGACCACAUUAUCUGCAGAUGUCGCUCCACCUGAGAUCUAUUGUUAAAUGUUUGGUUGACAGGCAGCUUAUCAUUGAUCAUGAUACAGGUAAAUUUGGGGGUGUUAACUAACAUUGGAUCUUUAAUUACUUGCUCUUGUGGUCAGCCAGGUUCAAUUGACAGUGGCCAGAUAGCUGAGUUGGUAGUGCACCUGACAAGAGAUUCAGGGGCCCCGGGUUUGAAUCCAUUGUAUUUUCUCCCUUCCUGUUACACUUCUUAAGCAGAGGCACUUGUUUCUGGUUGUGAAAAAUAGCAUGAAUUAUCAGUUUUCCGGACUUUUUUUUUUGGUUGUGCUUGCAGAUAUUCAUUUGAUAUUUGGUACAUUGCUUUGCCAUAACAAGUUACAGAUCAAGUUCGAAUUUCAUCUCGUUCCGUUGAUUUUACAUUAAGUUGUGGCCCUUGGACUUAGAAAAAUAGCAUGAAUUGUUAGUUUACAUCCAAGUUUCUUAUCUCUGUAGAUAAGAAUACUAAACUCAUUAAAACUUCUAGCAUAUUAAUACAACAAUAUAGCUAAAUUAUUCAUGAUCACCUACAUGUCACAGUUUAUUGACUUGGUUAAAGACCUAAACCUACAUGUAAUAAUAAGUUUGUCUUUUUUCCUGGUCUAGUCUCUACUCGAAUAGUAAUUAUUUCCAACAAUUCCUAUCCUGGUUCCCCAAUUUUCGCUUUUACCAUAACCUCCAUAAUGAACUUUGAAUAUUGUUGUGGUACAGUAAUUUUUGCAACCGGUAGGGGACUAUGUAUUGCCAUGCAAUACUCUCAGAAUGCUUGUUAUUUUUCCAGGUCAGUGGUCAAACGUCAAGGUUGUAGUAAAAUGUAUCAGUUAAUAGGUAAACCUUGUAGGCAGAAUAUAGACUGAACUAUUAGGGCUAGAACUGUCAAACGCGGUACACAUACUACUCGUGUCAAGUAGUGGAAGCGUUUUGUUUUUGAAGGUCAGUAGUCAAACGUCAAGGUCGUAGUAUCACUUAGUAGGAAAACCUUGUAGGCAAGAUGAAAAACUGAACCAUAUUACAACUUGGUACAUUUGAUCGCCAUGAUGAGAGGAAGAUGCCUUGCCUAUUAUUUUUCAAGGUCGAGGCCGCAGGAAAACCUUGUAGGCAAUAUACAGACCGAAUUGUUUGGGCUAGGACCGUCAAACUUGGUACACAUACACUUAUGCCAAGCGGAGGAUGCCUAUUGUUUCUCAAGGUGAAGGUCGUAGUAGCAGAAUACAGACUUGAACCGUUGGAGCUAGGACCAUCAAACUUGAUUCCUGAUUCUUCUGGGAGGAUGCCCAAAAUGGUUUUAUGGAGAGCCCCAGGUACAGAUGUUUCUGGAAUGGUGUGUCGCUGUGAAAAGGUUGUCACCACAUCAGAAAAGCUUCUAGAGGGAGAGGUAUACCACUACCAUACAAAAAUAGUGAUGAAGGAUCCUCUUGUUGGAGGUCGACAGGAAUGGCAUCAGGACUAUGGGUAUUGGUAUCAAAAUGGCUUGCUAUAUCCAGAUGCCAUGAGUGUGUUUGUAGCAAUAGACAGAUGCAAUAAGGCAAAUGGAUGUCUACAGGUAUUACCUGGCUCCCACAAGGUUGGUCGUAUUGAGCACAGGUCUUUAGCAGGUCAGACAGGAGCAGACCUAGAAAGGGUGGAGCACCUCAAGAAAAUAUUUCCACUUACCUACAUGGAGAUGGAGCCAGGAGAUGCCCUGUUCUUCCAUAGUAAUGUUCUGCAUGCCAGUGAUGAAAACAACAGUCCUAACAGGAGAUGGGCAUUGAUCAUGGCAUACAUCAGAAAAAGCAACAACCCUGUUGAAAGCAUGACUGGCCCGUUUCCAAGAUACACACCACUGGAAAAGGUUCCAAACUCUGCCAUUUUGGAUUGUACAAACGUGACUGAUUUUUCGGGGAAAGACUUUUUGGACCCCUCUACAGACAAGACAGUGAAAGCUGAUACAUCAAACUGAAGCCAGCAAGUGACCAAAGCUUAGAUACUGGUCAGUAGACCGAGACAAUCACUGAAUCAAACAACAGAUGUCAUUUUGUAUUUCAAUAUUACAUGUACCUUGUACGUGCAUCUGGUUUAUUACUUUUCAUUGGUUUAUUUUGGGAAGUAUAUUGUUUAUGUCAAAACUCCUAUUCAUCCUAUGUACUUAGAUGUUUUUGGUGAUUAGUAAGCAAACAGAUGAGGUACUUACUAGCAGUUCAUAACAUCCUUAAAGUGUAUGUAUGAUAGUGAAGAUUAUCUUCACAUUAAUCAAUCCCAUAAUUCCUAUAAGCAAUACAAAAUAGAGAGUUCGUCAAACACGGACCCCUGAAUAUACCAGAAGUGGUUUCAGGUCAAGAAGUAGUAAGCAUCCCCUGUCGACCAGUCACACCAGCCCUGAGCCCUACAUCUUAAUCGGGUAUUCUGCUUCUAUCUCCUAAGCUGUACAUAUAAAACUUAAACGGUACCAAUUUUAAUGCACCAGAUUCGCAUUUCGACAAAUAAUGUCUCAUUAGUGAUGCUCAAGCCGAAAUUUCGGAAAUCCGAAAUUGUGAAAUAUAUGCAUAUGAGGGAAUUUGAGCAUGGCAAAUGUAUCUCUAUUUCAUUUAUGUGUCAUGAUUUAAAUCAAACGGGGGAAAUCUUGUUAAUAACAACUUCCUCUUCCUACACUUUUGAACUGUGCAAUGAUAAUUCUCUGAAAAGUAAACAAAAUCAUUUUGCAUCAAACUUAAAAGAUUUGUAAACAAAAUAAUUCAUUUUAUUGAUAUGUACAAGUCAUGAAUUUUUUGUUGUUAUGUAUUUGGUGGAUUACCAAUACUAAUUAGCUUUUCCUUGUUAAAGAAUUGUUUAUGUGCAAUACAUUUCAUACAUUCAUAAUUUAUUUCAGUUUAAGCAUGUCUCAGUACUCAAUUUCAGUUAGAAAUAAGAUUGUUUGCAUAUAAUAAUUUGUAGAAGUUAUUCCAUAGAAAUUUUCAUUAUUUAAUUAUACUUUUUGAAACCUAUUAUUGAUUUUUAAGGACUUUGUGUGGUUCUGACUUACCCCUUUUACUUUGAUGAGGGGUGAAUGAACUAUUCUCUUAUCUAUGACAUUUUUAGCAACUUAAUCAUGAUUAUGCCCCCGAGAUCGAAGAUCGGACGGGGGGGGGGGGGAUAUUAUUUUUGUCCUGUCUGUAAUUCUGUGUGAAACUUUAACCUUGCUAAUAAUUUUUGAACAGUAAGUGAUAGAGCUUUGAUAUGUCACAUGAGUAUUCCUUAUGACAAGACCUUUCCGUGGGUGCCAACAUUUUUUACCCUGUGACCUUGACCUUGGAGUUUGACCUAUUUUUUGAAAACUUUAACCUUGCUAAUAACUUUUGAACAGUAAAAGAUAGAGCUUUGAUAUUUCACAUGAGUAUUCCUUGUGACAAGACCUUUCCGUGGGUACCAACAUUUUUUACCUUGGAGCUUGACCUACUUUUUGAAAAUUUUAACCUUGCUAAUAACGUUUGAACAGUAAGUGAUAGAGCUUUGAUAUUUCACAUGAGUAUUCCUUGUUACAAGACCUUCCCGGUGGUACUAAACCUUUUGACGUUGACAUUUUACCCACUUUUUAAAAAAUUGACAUUGGUCAUAACUUCUAAAUGGUAAAUAUUAGAGCUUUCAUAUUGUAUAUGAGCAUUUCUUGUGACAGGAUCUUUCUACUGGUACCAAGAUAUUUGUCCUUGUGACCUUGGCCAUCUUUGGAAUUGGCCAUUAUUGGGGGCAUUUGUGUUUCACAAACACAUCUUGUUUAAAAAUUUGUUCGAUAGAUGUAUGUAUACAUUUUUUUCCCCUGCAAAAACACUUCACUAAUAAGAUUUAAGGGUUUUUUUUCAUAUGUAUCUUUCAAAGGUACCAUAUCUAUAGAAAUAUUUGUCUUGUUCACAAAGCUACUUUUUGAAAACAAUUAUCUAAAGAGGAGUUUCCGGACAAAAUAUGUCAGUAGACAAUAUUAGCUUCAUUUGUGCUGAAAUCGUGAUAAACAGAAUCAUGAUCUUUUGAUUAGAAUUAACAUUUGGGGAAAACAUAUCUCAAAACUUGGAUUUUAAUUGAUUGUUCAUAUGGGUUUUUCCAAAUUAGGCCUUGGCCAUAUAUAGACAACUUACAAUUUGAUUGUGAUAGAUAACAAAGCACAAGGGUAUUGUAUUGCUUAUUUGUGUUUGUCUGAUUUUUGUGAAUUCAAUAUAGAAUUAGAAUUAUAUAAACAUGAUAUAUGUUACUUAUUCUGUAAUAAAAAUACGGUAUAUAUGAACAUUAUCUGAUUAUUUAAUUUUCUUUUAAAACAAGUUUCACAGUUUGUCAAAGUUUGAUGAGACUGGCCACCAUAUAAUAUGCUUUGAGUUAACAAACUACAGUAGAACACACUUAUAACGAAUUCACACAUAUUGCAGAAUUGCAAAGUGAUAUUUAUUUCCCUAUGAGAAGAAAAUAACACCUGUAAGGACCUGUUGUUGUUGUUGUUGUUUGGUGUUUUUUUGCUGGCCGUAGAGGUUUGAUUUAACUGUGUUUAUUGUAUAAUGAAGUUUGGUUAUAACGGACUGGUUUUUGCUGGCCUUAGAGAUUCGCUAUAACCAUGUUUUACUGUAUAAUGACGUUUGGUUAUGAUUUGUGCCAUACCUAGUUGAUAGAGUUCAUGUAGAAAUAUCAUUGAUUCCAAGGAAGACGGUAAUGAAUUUUAUGAAAAUCUAUGCAAUUUAAACCUGUGUGCUUUGUUUCAUUACUAGUCUUUGAAUUUUUAUAUUCUAAUAUUUACAUUUUCAACUGUAUUAUCCUAAAUAACACUAUUACGAGCAAUACGUAUUUAUCGCUGUAUACAUUUUAAAUACUUAUAUGACGGUUGUGCGUGUGAACAUUUGUUAAGAGUAGGUUACAGGUGCAACUUUUACUAAGGCAAUACACAUAGAAGUGAUAUCACAUAGCAAUCGCUCUCGCAGUAUAUCAAUAGAUGAAAUCAACAUCACAAUAUGUAUAUAUGAUUUUAUUUGUAUUCCAAACAGUGGACUUUCAUCAAUAAUAAAAACAUUUCUGUAAAA
This is a messenger RNA of Ostrea edulis (European flat oyster), 5711 nucleotides long. RefSeq names its product L-proline trans-4-hydroxylase-like. The transcript has 7 exons. The coding region runs from base 1751 to 2641 and encodes 296 amino acids. NCBI's taxonomy places the organism in Eukaryota, Metazoa, Mollusca, Bivalvia, Ostreida, Ostreidae. The record is from RefSeq and is a predicted model, not a curated record.